UAUUCACUAUGUAAAACUUGAAUUUAAACUGUAGAUAAUUUUUAUUGGUUGGUGCAUUAUUGUUUGAAAACAACGUGAAAAUAGAAGAUACUUUUUUUCAUAAGUGGACUAAUUUAAUAAAGAGGUACUUUUAGAGGUAAAGAGGUAAAAUUUAUGCAAACUGCCUUGAGUAUGCUUAUUAUAUGUUGUAUGAUACACAUAAUUAAAUUAAAUGGUCGCCAUUUCAUUGAAAAGUAAGGUAGGUAUAAUAAUAUUUAAGCAAGAGAUGUUUUAAACUGUUAAAUAUUUAACAAAUCCUACAAAAAAUAGACAUAUUUAAAAAUACAUACAAAGUCAUCUAGUUACUAGCAUGUUUAAAAAGUUGGAAGUCAGAAAUUGAAAACUAAAACAUGUUUAAGAUCCCUAAAAAACCUCCCCUUCAGUGUCCAAUAUGUAGAAAAAUAUUUUCAACUAAAAUGACACUGAAGUGUCAUAUAUAUUUACACACUGGCGAGCGUCCCUUUGGAUGCUUGACAUGUAAGAAAACAUUUAUUAAAUUAUGUCAAGUAAAGACUCAUUUGAUGACACAUUCUGGGAAGUGUCUUUAUAAGUGCACUACAUGUGGGAAAUCCUUCACAACCAAGGACAAUAUAAAGAUUCAUACAUUAGUUCACACAGGAGAGCGACCUCACAAGUGCACUAUAUGCGGAAAAUCAUUUAAUACCAUUACUAAAAUGAAGCAACAUACUUGGGUUCACACAGAAGAGCGUCCUCAUAAGUGUACUACAUGUGGAAAAUCCUUCACAACCAAUAGAAAUAUGAAGAUUCAUAAAUUGGUUCACUCAGGAGAGCGACCUUAUAAAUGUGCCGUAUGUGGAAAAUCCUUUAAAAAUAAGGACAAAAUGAAGAAUCAUAUAUUAGUUCACACAGAAGAGCGACCUUAUAAGUGCACUACAUGUGGAAAAUCUUUCAAAACCAAGGACACCUUGAAUUUUCAUGCAUUGGUUCACACCGUAGAGAGACCAUACAAGUGUACCACAUGUGGAAAAUCCUUUAAAAGCACCAGAGAUCUGAAGAUGCAUACAUUGGUUCAUACAGGAGAGCGACCUUAUAAAUGUACUACAUGUGGGAAAUCCUUUAAAUGCAACAAAGGUUUGAAACAACACACAUUAGUUCACACCAAAAAGCGACCUUUUAAGUGUACUACAUGUGGAAAAUCCUUUAAAUGCAUCAAAGAUAUGAAGAUUCAUACAUUGAAGAUUCAUACAUUGUUUCACACCGGAGAGCAACCUCAUUGUACUGUAUGUGGAAAAUCAUUCCGAACCACUAACCAUGUGGAGAGACAUAAAUUAGUACACACAGAAGAGCGACCUCAUAAAUGUACUAAAUGUGGAAAAUCCUUCAAAACCAAAGACAACAUGAAGUAUCAUACAUUGGUUCACACAGGAGAGCGACCUCAUAAGUGUGCAACAUGUGGAAGAUCCUUUCGUAGCAACAAAGAUAUGAAGAUGCAUAUAUUGGUUCACACCGGAGAGCGACCUCAUAAGUGUACUACAUGUGGAAAAUCCUUUAAAACUAACAGAUAUAUGAAGAUACAUACAUUAGUUCACACAGGAGGGAAACCUCAUAAGUGUACUAUGUGUGAAAAAUCCUUUAAUACCAUUGCUGAAAUGAAGAGACACACAUUGCUUCACACAGGAGAGCGACCUUUUAAGUGUAUUAUAUGUGGGAAAUCCUUCACAACCAAUAGCAAUAUGAAGACUCAUAAAUUGGUUCACUCAGGAGAGCGACCUCAUGAAUGCGCUAUAUGUGACAAAUCCUUUAAAAGAAAGGACAAAAUGAAGAAUCAUCAUUCAUUGGUUCACACCGGAGUGUGACAUCAUAAAUGUACUACAUAGGAAAAACCCCAAAAUCAGUUUUUGAAAUGAAUUAACAUUCAUUACUUCAUACCAAAUAGAGACCACAUAGUUGGAUUACAUGCGGUAAAUCCUUCAAAACCAUCAACAAAUAUUCAAUAAAUCAAUCAAUCAAAUUUAUUCAUCACAAAAAUUCACAUUACAGAGGCUGAAUAUUAGCAAUGAAUAUGUGACAUGUCAGUACAAAUCAUGUAUUAUAAAUAGUUUACACAUAAUAAAUAUAUACAAAUAUUAAAAUUAUAGUUGACAGGAUAAAAAUGAAUUCAUGUCAUAAGGACGAAGUGCAAUCAAUUUUUCUGAAAGUUUCUUCUUAAAAUUAUUAAAGGUCAAAGACUGGUCUGUGAAAUAAAAGGACAAUUUGUUGUAGACUUGUAUGCAUUGAUAAUAGGGCCCAUUGUGAAACAAAGCUAAUCUGUGGCUUUGAAUUUCCAAAAGUUGUUUGUGUCUAGUUUCAUAAUUAUGAGUUUUUUUUACAGUUUUCAAAUAAAUAAAGGUUGUUUUUAAUUAGGGAUGGACGAGAUUGGAUUUUUAGUUCGAGACGAGACGAGACGAGAUUUCUCUUCUCAUACACAACGAGAAAUGCACGUUCAAAAUUUUUACCUGAUUUUGUAACAUUGUUAGAUGACUGUUUAAAUACUAAAAUAAUGAUAAUAGGCAAGAAUAUUUACAAUCUUUCAUUAAAUAACAUCAGCAUAACAUUUUUUUAUUAAUCACGCCUAACUUAUUAAAAAUGCCUACAAUUAGGAAACAUGGUGAUAUCAGUUAGGAUAGAGUUCAACUUAUCCUAAAAUAAAAUAAAUCAUAAAAUAAAAGCAAUAUUAAUUUUUAUAAAAUAAUUACUUGUUUUGACUUUUUUUAUAGUAAUAAAACAUUCCUCACACUGCUUACUCUUAACAAAACUUCUCAAAUGUUAUUAAAGUAAUAUUAUUAAAAUAAUGAAAGUAAUAUUUACAUUAAAAGAAUUAAAGUAAUAUUUACAUUAAAAGAAUUAAUUAAAUAAGAACGCCUUCGAAAAGAAAACGCAACUACAACACGCUCCUGUAUUGCGGGUAUUGCAUUGACUUUCUGCAGGCGUUUUUAAUUUUUUUUUAUUUAAUUUUUUUUUUUAUUCUCGUCUCGAUAAAAAUCUCGGCCAAAAAGUAAUCUCGUCUCGUGUAACGAGAUUGAAAAUUUCCCGAAAUUUCGAGACUUGACCAUCCCUAUUUUUAAUGAAAAGUGCCAAGUGUAAAAUAUAAAGAGCAGGAAGGGUCAAAAGUUUGAAUUUCUUAAAACUGGAUCUACAUGAUUUUCUUGAGCUGAUGCCGGCAAUGACUCUGAUGGCCUUUUUUUGCUGUUUAAAUAUAUAUUUGCUAGAAGGUGAAUUUGCCCAGCACAACAAACUGUAAGACAUAAUUGAUAAGAAAUAAGAAAUGAUUCGAAAAACCGUCAGUUUAAUACACUACAUGAAUUUAAAUAAUUGUCAUAAAAUAAAAUGUUGCAAAGAUACAAAUCUUCAUUGUUCAUCAAAUUUCGUGUUGUUCAAAUCUUCAUUGUUCAUCAAAUUUCGUGUUGUUAUAAAGGUUGAUCGAGAAUAAACCGGACCUUUUAAAAAUAAACAUUACUACUCAUUAGAUGUACUGUAAAUAAUUAUAACUUUUAUAUUUGUAAACUCUUGCCAUCUAAGAAAUGCACUAGUAGGUUACACUUGUCGCAUAUCCUUAACUUUUAGAAAAAAUAUCAGGUGGAGCUUACUUUCACUCAUGGAGGUUUGAAUUUUUUCUUCAAUUCUUCCAUUACACGUCCUAGCAUUUCACAGCCAUCAACAAUGUUUCUGCCACUUCUUGGUCAAUGGCGUCCUUUUAAGAUCCAUCAGAGUUUGGGGUUCGUUGAGAAGAACAUAUCAAUAAAAAAUUCACAUCCGCACAAAUCUCUUGAUGUUGUGGCUACAGAAUAUCACAGAAAUUUAAAAUAACCCUUCAUAGAAACUUAAUACACACCAAGGCCAUUGAAUCCUUAGUAGUAUCAAUGGUUAAGUAUGAGGGGCGGACCCAGGGUUUUUGGUUGGGAGGGGCUUCCUAAGUAUCAACUGUGUCCAUUAUAUGGCUGUUAUAAAUCUAGUAUUACUAUAUUGUACUGCAGAACUGGAUAUUACAUCAGCAUACUAGUGACUUCAAUUUCUCUGUUAAUAUUUAAAGCCUCUUUUAUCAUCCGUCACUACUAGUCUAGCUUUUCAGACUACAGAAGCACCUUGACAACACCAUAACAUACAUUGUACUCCUAAAUGCUGGUUGCUAUUGGUAACAAUUUAUGAUGCAAUUUCUUACACAAGAGGUUGAACAUGGAGCUGUGCUGUCUCUUUGCAACUCUAAAAAAACACCUGUUCCUUGCUGUAUUUAAUUCAAGUUGAACAAUACAGCUACAAUGAUAUUUCAAAACUUACUAAAUUAGUAGAAAAUGUAUACAGCUAAACCCCGUAAAGAGCUAAUCCUAGGUAUUUCUUUGUGCUAGGGGAUUUAAGCCCAAAACCAAAUGUCUGACCUGUGACCUAAAAAAUGGCUUGAGCACAUUUUAUAAACACUAACGUAUUCAAAGCUUGGCAAGCCGUUUCAAAAUCUACAAUGUAACAGUUAUCUUUUUGGCCAAGCAGCUUCCAUUUUCUGAUUAAUUCUAUUUUUUCUCAAAUUUCUAAUUGACUUGUGAAUUGGCCAAUAAAAUGGAAGAAUAUACAGCAUUGAAUGACCCCCCCCCCCCCCCACCCUACUCCUGACAACAACUAUCCACUUAAUAAAAGAAUGAUUUCUGUCCGUCACCCUGUACAACGAUUUGUAUCUAGAAGUGUUUAUUAAUUUAUAUGAAUUAAUAUUCUAUAGGGGUUUUUUACAUACACGUGACAUCUCACAACUUAAAUACAGUGUUUUUACAACUACAGUAUCGUGAGACACCUUUUUACAACAGAAUCUGCUUAUAUGAUGGUAUCUCUGUCUUCUCAACUUCAUUGCUUCAUUGAUUAGCUAAUUUGCAUGGUUUACUUUAUCUAUAGAUUUCUGUGGCUAUUGAUAAUUUAUUGGAAAUAAGAUUACAGAAUCAUAAUUUUUUCACAUGCUCAAACAGAGCUUGUGAAAAUGCCGAGUUGAGACGUAUUCACAAUAAAUUCCCAAUACAGUAACACUAAAAUUCAUAGAUAACCAUGCAAAUAUCCAUAUCAGCUGAUUGGCAAUAAAAUAUAGAAAGAUAUACCAAAAUGUAAGUUUUUUGUCGUCUUAUAGUCCUUGUAAUUUGGGUUGUGUUUUAAACUAACACCCUUUAUAAAAUGACCUGAUCUGUUAUUUUAGUAGCCUGGGGUCAGGCUUUCCAGAGCUAUUAUCUGAUUACUAUGUAUUACCUUUAACCAGGGAACCCACAAAUGUUAAGCAUUUGUUAGCUUUAACAUUUGAUUUUAUGUAUAUUUCGAUAAAUAUUUUAUUAUUUUAGCUUGUCAAAUUGUCCACACUCUUAGUACCUUAACUGGCUUUAACAGUAUUUCAGUAAAAUUCAUUAUCUGUAUUGGUAAAAAAUAACAUAUUUUCUGUAGAUUUAUCAAAAUGUUUGUAAUUUAUUAUAUUUUUAAUGAAAAUAAGAGGUUGAUCAAUUAAUGUAUUGGAUCUACAUUAAAUCUUUGAUUGGGAUAACCUACAUUAUUCAUAACAUGUCUCACAUAUGUAGUACACAAUCUAAUAUAUUAGUUUAAGUAUGUUUGUUAAUUUUUGUAUC
Molecule: messenger RNA, 5624 nt
Organism: Macrosteles quadrilineatus (aster leafhopper)
Lineage: Eukaryota; Metazoa; Arthropoda; Insecta; Hemiptera; Cicadellidae
Product: zinc finger protein 624-like
Exons: 1
Coding region: 390-1856 (488 amino acids)
Biological process (GO): regulation of transcription by RNA polymerase II
Molecular function (GO): RNA polymerase II cis-regulatory region sequence-specific DNA binding; DNA-binding transcription factor activity
Source: RefSeq, a predicted model, not a curated record